AUGACGUCCGCAUCUCGAUCGAUUGUUUCUCAGAGAGGUGCACCGAAGAAAAUCCACGACGGGCAUGUCUACAUCCGAGAGAAGACAAGUAAGGACGGUUUCACGCAGUUUUGGCGGUGUGAACGAGUCGGAGCCUGUAAAGCACGCUUGCAUACCUGCGUCUCGACUGGCGACGUAGUGAAGCUUAUCGGCAUCCACAGCGAUGAGCCGAAUCCAGCGGGCAUCGACAUCGCCAGUAGGUUAUGCACUCUGAAACGGCGCGCUCUAGAUAAUCAGGAAACCCCGCCGCAGCUCAUAGAGAGCGUCUUUGAGUCCUCGUCGCAAGCGACCGGGUUGGUCGCACCGAAGACGGAGACUCUAGCAAGGGUUGUCAACAGGACCCGCAAAGCCUCGAGACGUCCGCCCCUACUCCCGUCCAGUCGCGCGUCGAUUAUCAUCUCGCCUGAGUACACGGUGUACGAAAGCAGUCCUGGGCACUUCGAAUCAUUCCUCCUCGGGGACUCGGGUGAAGGCGAUGCCGACCGUAUCCUGUGGUUCGGUCGGCAGUCGGUAUCCGAAUGGAUCGGCCUCGUCUCCGAGGUCUACCAGGAUGGCACGUUCAGCCUGUCUCCACUCUUAUUCUACCAGAUCCUUGCCGUUCUGGCCGACCGAGACGGCUUCGUUCUACCCGUGUGCUAUGCCCUCUUACCGAACAAGACAGAGCACACGUACCGCCGGAUGCUCGGAAUGCUCCGUGAUACCUGGCCUUCAUUGAAUGCGUCGGCGAUAUCCUCAGAUUUUAAGAAAGGUCUCUUGAAUGCUUUCGUCGGCGCAUUCCCGGCUGCCGAGAUGCACGGCUGCUUUUUCCACCUCGUUCAGAAUCUGAAGAAAAUGCUCGGCGGUAUGCACCUCAUGGGUCGAUAUCGGAAUGACGCAGAUUUCAAUCUCGCCGCACGCAUGAUCACGGGCCUCGCCUUCGUGCCACCGGAAUGUCUCGAUAAUGUUAUCGAAGACCUUGCGGUACACCUUCCACAAGAACUCAUGCCAGUGCUCAAAUAUUUCGAGGAUGCGUACGUUGGUUCGCUGCUCCACAUCUUGCCCGACGGACGCGAAGUUCGUCGGGAGCCUUCGUUCGCCGUCGAGAUGUGGUCGGUGUACCAACGCACUCUAAAUGACGAUUCGCGCACAAAUAACUAUGCCGAAGCAGCUCACAAGAGGCUGCAAACCGAGUUCGGAGUCGAUCAUCCGACUCUUUGGAAGCUGAUUGAUGGUCUCCGGAGAGUACAGCAUCACAGAGAUCUGCGAUACGCCCGCCUCGUCGGCGGUCACUCUCCGGAGCCUGAACGCAGAAAGUAUGUGGAAGCCGAUAUAAGCUUGCGGCGAGUGGUCGAUAGUUUCCACAGUCGCACCUCGGUCGAAUUCCUACAGGGCGUUUCUAAAAACUAUGAAAUGAAUGCAUGA
This is a messenger RNA of Galendromus occidentalis (western predatory mite), 1440 nucleotides long. RefSeq lists its product as uncharacterized. NCBI's taxonomy places the organism in Eukaryota, Metazoa, Arthropoda, Arachnida, Mesostigmata, Phytoseiidae. Bases 1 to 1440 code for a protein of 479 amino acids. The record is from RefSeq and is a predicted model, not a curated record. The transcript has 2 exons.